UCUUAUAUCACGUGACAGGGGCGGCGCGGCCCGGGGUGUCAGUGUGGAGGAGACUGAGGUAAAGUUGGGAGCGCAGCGGCGUUGGCGGCGGCGGCGGCGGCAGCGGCAACGCGGCGGGGCCGGUAUUCUUUGUAAAUACUGUUAUUUGUAUAUACUGUAAAUGAUGACGUCGGUGGGCACUAACCGAGCCCGGGGAAACUGGGAACAACCUCAAAACCAAAACCAGACACAGCACAAGCAGAGGCCACAGGCCACUGCAGAGCAAAUUCGACUUGCACAGAUGAUUUCGGACCAUAAUGAUGCUGACUUUGAGGAGAAGGUGAAACAAUUGAUUGACAUCACAGGCAAAAACCAGGAUGAAUGUGUGAUUGCUUUGCAUGACUGCAAUGGAGAUGUCAACAGAGCCAUCAAUGUUCUCCUGGAAGGAAAUCCAGACACGCAUUCCUGGGAGAUGGUUGGGAAGAAGAAAGGAGUCUCAGGACAGAAAGAUGGUGGACAAACUGAAUCUAAUGAAGAAGGAAAAGAAAAUCGAGACCGGGACAGAGACUAUAGCCGGCGACGUGGUGGGCCACCACGACGGGGGAGAGGUGCCAGCCGUGGACGAGAGUGUAUGCAUGGGGCUUUAUCAAAACCAGCUGUGGUUCGGGGCCAGGAGAAUGGAUUGGAUGGUACCAAGAGUGGAGGGCCUUCUGGAAGAGGCACAGACAGAGGCAGAAGAGGCCGUGGUAGAGGAAGAGGUAGCUCUGGUAGGCGAGGAGGAAGGUUUUCUGCUCAAGGAAUGGGAACCUUUAACCCAGCUGAUUAUGCAGAGCCAGCCAACACUGAUGAUAACUAUGGCAAUACCAGUGGCAAUACAUGGAACAACACUGGCCACUUUGAACCAGAUGAUGGAACGAGACUUGAUUUCAUUGGGGUUGAGGGGUCAAAUUAUCCCCGAAAAUUUGAGACUGCUCCUGGUAUGAUACAUCCAGGUGCAUGGAGAACUGCAACAGAAGAGUGGGGAACUGAAGAUUGGAAUGAAGAUCUUUCUGAGACCAAGAUCUUUACUGCCUCUAAUGUGUCUUCAGUGCCUCUGCCUGCGGAGAAUGUGACAAUCACUGCUGGUCAGAGAAUUGACCUUGCUGUUCUGUUGGGGAAGACACCAUCUUCAAUGGAGAAUGAUUCAUCUAAUAUGGAUCCAUCUCAGGCUCCUUCCCUGGCCCAGCCUCUGGUGUUCAGUAACUCGAAGCAGAAUGCCAUAUCACAGACUGCUUCAGGGAAUACAUUUUCUCAUCAUAGUAUGGUGAGCAUGUUGGGGAAAGGAUUUGGCGAUGUUGGGGAAGCUAAAGGUGGCAGUACAACAGGCUCCCAGUUCUUGGAGCAAUUCAAGACUGCGCAGGCCCUUGCUCAACUGGCAGCUCAACAUUCUCAAUCUGGAAGCACCACCACCUCCUCUUGGGAUAUGGGCUCAACAACACAAUCGCCAUCACUGGUGCAGUAUGAUUUGAAGAGCGCAAAUGAUUCGACAGUGCAUAGUCCUUUUACAAAGCGCCAGGCAUUCACCCCAUCUUCAACCAUGAUGGAGGUGUUCCUUCAGGAGAAGCCACCUGCAGUGGCUACCUCAACAGCUGCACCUCCCCCCCCCUCAUCUCCUCUGCCAAGCAAAUCCACCUCUGCUCCACAGAUGUCUCCGGGAUCGUCAGACAACCAGUCCUCCAGCCCUCAGCCUGCUCAGCAGAAACUGAAACAGCAAAGAAAGAAAACCUCCUUGACAUCUAAGAUUCCUGCUCUGGCUGUGGAGAUGCCUGGCUCAGCAGAUAUCUCAGGGCUAAAUCUGCAGUUUGGGGCAUUGCAGUUUGGGUCAGAGCCUGUCCUUUCUGAUUAUGAGUCCACCCCCACCACGAGCGCCUCUUCAAGCCAGGCUCCUAGUAGUCUGUAUACCAGCACGGCCAGUGAGUCUUCAUCUACAGUUUCAUCUAACCAGAGUCAAGAGUCUGGUUAUCAGAGUGGCCCGAUUCAGUCAACAACUUAUACCUCCCAAAAUAAUGCUCAGGGCCCUCUAUAUGAACAGAGAUCCACACAGACGCGGCGGUAUCCCAGCUCCAUCUCUUCAUCACCCCAAAAGGAUCUGACUCAGGCUAAGAAUGGUUUCAGUUCUGUGCAGGCCACGCAGUUACAGACCACGCAAUCUGUUGAAGGUGCUACAAGCUCUGCAGUGAAAUCUGACUCACCUUCCACUUCUAAUAUACCCUCUCUCAAUGAAACAGUACCUGCAGCUUCCUUAUUGACGACAGCCAAUCAGCAUUCAUCCUCCUUAAGUGGCUUGAGCCAUAGUGAGGAGAUUCCAAAUACCACCACCACACAACACAGCAGUGCGUUAUCUACACAGCAGAAUACCCUUUCUUCAUCAACAUCAUCUGGGCGUACUUCAACAUCCACUCUCUUGCACACAAGUGUGGAGAGUGAGGCGAAUCUCCAUUCUUCCUCCAGCACUUUCUCUACCACGUCCAGCACUGUCUCUGCACCUCCUCCAGUUGUCAGUGUCUCCUCCAGUCUGAAUAGUGGCAGUAGUCUGGGCCUUAGCCUGGGCAGCAACUCUACUGUCACAGCCUCAACUCGAAGCUCAGUUGCUACGACUUCAGGAAAAGCUCCUCCCAACCUUCCUCCUGGAGUCCCGCCAUUGUUGCCUAAUCCAUAUAUUAUGGCUCCAGGGCUGUUACACGCCUACCCGCCACAAGUAUAUGGUUAUGAUGAUUUACAGAUGCUCCAGACAAGAUUUCCAUUGGAUUACUACAGUAUCCCGUUUCCCACACCCACCACUCCACUUACUGGGAGGGAUGGUAGCCUGGCCAGCAACCCUUAUUCUGGUGACCUCACCAAAUUUGGCCGUGGGGAUGCCUCCUCCCCAGCCCCAGCCACAACCUUGGCCCAACCCCAACAGAACCAGACGCAGACUCACCACACCACGCAGCAGACAUUCCUGAACCCGGCGCUGCCUCCUGGCUACAGUUACACAAGCCUGCCAUACUACACAGGGGUCCCGGGCCUCCCCAGCACCUUCCAGUAUGGGCCUGCUGUGUUCCCUGUGGCUCCUACCUCUUCCAAGCAGCAUGGUGUGAAUGUCAGUGUGAAUGCCUCAGCCACCCCUUUCCAACAGCCAAGUGGAUAUGGGUCUCAUGGGUACAACACUGGUGUAUCAGUCACCUCCAGUAACACGGGCGUGCCAGAUAUCUCGGGUUCUGUGUACUCCAAAACCCAGCAGUCCUUUGAGAAGCAAGGGUUUCAUUCCGGUACUCCUGCUGCCUCCUUCAACUUGCCUUCAGCCCUAGGAAGUGGAGGGCCCAUCAAUCCAGCCACAGCUGCUGCCUACCCACCUGCCCCCUUUAUGCAUAUUCUGACCCCCCAUCAGCAGCCACACUCUCAGAUCCUUCACCAUCACCUGCAGCAGGAUGGCCAGACGGGCAGCGGGCAACGUAGCCAGACCAGCUCCAUCCCGCAGAAGCCCCAGACCAACAAGUCUGCCUACAACAGCUACAGCUGGGGGGCCAACUGAGGCCCUGACCCUCUUCUCCCGGUCCCAUCUUCUGAGAGGGCUUCUCAGCCUGGAAACUAUGGAAACAGCAUCAAAGAGAGAAAAGAAUGUGGGGCGAUUCCGAUGCUCCACACCCCCAGCGGCCCAUCCCACACCUCAGCUUCAUGUCUUUCCCAUUCCUAUACCAUCCCACCCUAUUGUAUGUAUUAUAGGAUUUGUAUUUUCUCCCUCCCCACCCCCCCCCUUCCUCUUAUUCCUUCCUCUUUGCAUUCAAGAUUAUGAAACUUUGCUGUGGGCCCUGCCUUUCAUUCACUUCUUCCUGUUCACCCUGGUGGUGUAUGGGUGAGGUGGGAAGGUGAAACCCCUCCCCCAAAUAUAUAUCAGCCCAACAGCCCUAAGUCUCCUCCUUUAUUAUUAGGAAAACCAAACCAAACCACACACACACACACACACACACACACACACACACACAUAUACACACAAACACACACACAAACACACACACACACAAAUGGCGUCAUAAAUAUGAACAGCAUUGUCAGAUGAAUUAGUUGAAGUGUUUUUUUUUGUACUGUGUCCUCAAAUUUAAUGGAUUAAUGUGUCUUGUAUAUAUAUAUACAUAUAUAUAUAUAUAUAUAUAAAAGGAGAAAAAAAACCAAA
This is a messenger RNA of Meriones unguiculatus (Mongolian gerbil), 4171 nucleotides long. It is a transcript of the gene Ubap2l, whose product is annotated as ubiquitin associated protein 2 like. NCBI's taxonomy places the organism in Eukaryota, Metazoa, Chordata, Mammalia, Rodentia, Muridae. Gene Ontology annotation, molecular function: protein binding. Gene Ontology annotation, cellular component: cytoplasm; nucleus. Bases 161 to 3532 code for a protein of 1123 amino acids. The transcript is spliced from 28 exons. The record is from RefSeq and is a predicted model, not a curated record.